Alternaria atra is the source of this 2328-nucleotide messenger RNA. RefSeq lists its product as uncharacterized. Lineage: Eukaryota; Fungi; Ascomycota; Dothideomycetes; Pleosporales; Pleosporaceae. Gene Ontology annotation, cellular component: CAF-1 complex; nucleus. Gene Ontology annotation, biological process: DNA replication-dependent chromatin assembly; DNA topological change; nucleosome assembly. Bases 1 to 2328 code for a protein of 775 amino acids. The transcript is spliced from 5 exons. The record is from RefSeq and is a predicted model, not a curated record. Gene Ontology annotation, molecular function: DNA binding; ATP binding; protein binding.
AUGAAGGCUGCUCCGCUUCUGGUGUCCUGGCACAACGAGAACGCUCCCAUCUACUCAGCUCACUUUGAGCCGCACGGCAAGGGACGCCUCGCAACAGCUGGCGGAGACAACAAUGUCCGGCUCUGGAAUGUCGAGACCCAUGGUGAAGAACGCAAGGUCACCUAUCUCUCAACCCUCGUAAAGCACACGCAGGCCGUCAAUGUAGUACGAUGGUGUCCACGAGGGGAAAUGCUCGCAAGCGCCGGCGACGAUGGCAACGUUCUGCUCUGGGUCCCAGCUGAGAACCAGACCACGCACACUUUCGGCGAGGAGGGCCUCGAAGAUAAAGAAACAUGGCGAGUAAAGGCCAUGUGCAGGUCUAUAGGCUCCGAGAUCUACGACCUUGCCUGGUCUCCAGAUGGCGUCUUCUUUAUCACAGGAAGUAUGGAUAACAUUGCCCGCAUAUACAACGCUCAAACUGGAAGCAUCGUACGCCAGAUUGCCGAGCACAACCACUACGUCCAGGGCGUGGCAUGGGAUCCCAUGAACGAAUACAUCGCAACCCAAUCGUCUGAUAGAUCGGUACACAUCUACACAUUGAAGAACAAAGACGGCCAAUUCUCGUUAGCCCAGCACAGCAAGGUCACCAAGAUGGACCUACCCGCACGACGUGUAUCCUCGAAUAGUCCUGCACCCCCAGACUUCGGCGGCCGAGCGUCCUUCGUUGCCGACUCAAUGGCAAUUGGCUCACCCGUGCCAUCGAUGCCUGGCACGCCGCAAUCACUGGCUCUGCCAACCAUGCAUCCGCCGCCAACAUCACACAGCCGCCGUUCAUCUUUUGGUUCAUCUCCGUCAAUGCGGCGCUCGGCCUCACCAGCCCCUUCUAUGCCACUACCUGCAGUCAUGCCCAACUCCCCCAGUAUUAGCAGUAUUGGCACAAUUGGGGUUCGCAACGCACCCAUCUACUUCAACGAAACCUUGACCUCCUUCUUCCGACGCCUUACCUUCGCCCCGGAUGGCAGUCUGCUGUUCACGCCCGCAGGGCAAUACAAAGCGAUACAUCCAUCAAUUGGCGAAGCGAAACCAGCCGAGGACAUUACGAAUACAGUCUACAUAUAUACUCGUGCCGGCCUGAACAAGCCUCCGGUCGCAUAUCUUCCGGGUCACAAGAAGCCUUCGGUCGCUGUUCGUUGCUCGCCGGUAUACUAUACCCUACGCCAGACCGUUCCGCCAACCAGGCAAAUCACCAUCGAUACUUCAAACAUGGAUGAUGAAAUUCCUUCUUUGCCUGAGCCAGUCAUGCCGUCGAAGCCCCCUACGUCACAUUCAUCAAUGGACCCUCCGCCCAUUACAAGUGCGCCUUCCCCUUCGCCAAGUCUAUCAGCACCGUCGCCCAAGCCCGCCGAUGGGGAAGCUUCCGCUCAAUCCGGAUUGCCGGCCGGGCCUCCAUCGGCUUUCGCCCUCCCGUAUCGUAUGAUAUAUGCUGUUGCAACACAAGACGCCAUUCACAUCUACGAUACGCAACAACAAAAGCCACUUUGCAUUGUCAGCAACCUGCACUUUGCUACUUUUACAGAUAUCACUUGGUCCAAUGAUGGCUCUAUGCUGCUGAUGACGUCCUCUGACGGCUUCUGCUCAUCCAUCACAUUCGCUCCCGGCGAACUUGGGGAGAAAUACAUGGGACCGUUAGCUGUCCAUAGUCGCCCACAGCAGACACCUGCUGCGAUCAAUACCACAGGGGGCCACGCGUCGAAUAAUUCUACUCCGACCCCCACACCGACGACCGGAAGCAUGUCAGCUACUGCGACGGCUACUGCGCCACCAAUGCAGAGGCAACCAUCUGCAGGCUUCCCAGCCUCUCCGAGCUCGUUCGUUCCCGCAAGACCCGGCAGUCCCACAAGGAGCAACUCAGUAUCCAGCAUCGCUACUGCUUCGUCCUUUGCUCCUGGUGCAGGUGACCAGAGCCACAUGAACGCUCCAACCCCGGCUAUGUCGUCAGUUCCUAGCAUAGCUGCUGCCAAUUCUGGACCCGUCCCAAUGUGGACGCCACCCCUUACACCAGCUCAUGGACAAGGCGCAACGCACAGUGCAAGUAGCUCAGUCAGCGGGAUGCCAAACAUCGGCCAGGUCGGACGAAGAGAAAGCGAAAUGAGCGAGUCUGACCGUGACGAUGUAUCCUCGACUUCUAAGAAACGAGAGUUACACGCCGUGCCGGAAUCGGACGUAGACGCACGAGAGAGUAAGAGACGGCGGAUUGCACCAACACCAAUUACGAUGAUGGCGGAGGGCGACAGUGCCAUCGCGAGCACCGAAGAGAAUAUCCCGACACAGACCUCUGGCCAGUCGUAG